This is a messenger RNA of Nomia melanderi (Alkali bee), 872 nucleotides long. RefSeq lists its product as uncharacterized. The record is from RefSeq and is a predicted model, not a curated record. Lineage: Eukaryota; Metazoa; Arthropoda; Insecta; Hymenoptera; Halictidae.
UCACUGUCGACCAACAUGAACAGCACAGAGAAGCUGAAAAUUUUGCUCGUCUGCGGCCUGGUGCUGUCCGUGGCAGCCGAAGAGGCGAAGAAGUCUGCGCAACCGGCGAGCGCCCAACCGAACGAGUCGAAAACGAAACGCGGCUUGGAGCUGAGCCUGGGUGAUCACGGAGGUUUCGGAGGAGGUUUCGGAGGUGGUUAUGGAGGUGGUUUAGGCGGCGGAUUCGGUGGCGGUCAUGAGAGCAUAUCUGCGGAACACGUGAAGGCGAUCACGGUCACGAAGACGGUCCAUGUGCCGGAGCCGUAUCCGGUCGAGGUUGAGAAGCACGUGCCCUAUCCCGUGAAGGUGCCGAUCAAAGUGCCGAUCGACAAGCCGUACCCCGUUCACGUGCCACAGCCGUAUCCAGUCACCGUAGAGAAACCGUACCCGGUUACCGUAGAGAAGCCAGUGCCUUACCCCGUCAAGGUUCCCAUCAAGGUGCCGGUAAAGGUGCCUUACCCAGUUAAGGUGCCAAUCAAGGUACCGAUCUCGGUGGCGAAGCCGGUCCCCUACCCUGUUAAAGUGCCGGUGGUGGUGAAGGAGGCAGUGCCAAUCUACGUGAAGGAGCACGGCGGCGGCGGAUUCGGCGGCGGAUUCGGCGGUGGUUACGGUGGAGGAUUCGGCGGACACGAGCUCGGCGGUCUAGAGCAUCACUACUGAGGCUGAGGGAGCAACCGAAUCCCGCCUCGACGAGGUUGGAAGUCUUUGACCUUCCGCGUCGUGUAUCGUUCGACGAUUACCGGCGGCACGUAACAGCUGAUUUCGCGAAACCGGUUCCACCAGAGCACGAACGGCAGGCCGAUCGACCCGGCCGAUCCGGAGCUGAACGUGCC